Molecule: messenger RNA, 402 nt
Organism: Prorocentrum cordatum
Lineage: Eukaryota; Dinophyceae; Prorocentrales; Prorocentraceae
Source: the annotation of a GenBank genome assembly
GGCCGCGGGAUGGACCUGAUGCCAGGGUACAGCAACAUCAACACGGUCUACGACCACUCUGGCUUCCAGUACGACGUGGGCACAGGCAGGUGGAGGCCGCCUACGGAGGACGAGCUGGCGGCGCAGGAGCGGGCGGACCGGAGGCGUCUCCGGCGCGAGGCGGGCGGCUCGAGAGCAACGCCGCCGAGGAGCCGCUCCGAGAGCCACCUCUCCGCCGUGCCGCCGCGGCCGCUCGGCUCUGGCAGCGGCUCCAGGCCCGCGUCGGGCUGCAGGAGCCAGCUCUCCGCGCUGGGGUCGUCCGUGCUGGCCUGCAGCAUCCCGCCCGCGAGGUCGUCGCUGGCGUGCAGCCACCCCCCGAUCUUCGGCUCCUCCUCGGACUCGGUGUGGGCGGACGUCCAGUAG